AUGUGGAUGGAGGUCUGGCUCUGUCAGAGCCACUUAAACCGGCGGGGAUUUUUUUUUCCCCUCACUCUGCAGCAGCAAACAAAGAGGAAGAUGGAGAAGUCUCUGUGCGUGUUGACUGCAGUGAUUUUUCUGCGAGCGUUUUCAGACGCGGCGCUGAUGGACGAUGCGUCCGUUCACAGUUUCUCUGCAUCCAGCAACACGACCACAGCCGAGUCCGUCACUGUGGAGCCGCAGGAUCAGAGCACACACCGACCGGCUCCAACCACAGCCGAGACACGAGCAUCCACCACCGGCAGAGGCGAGCAGCUGGACACCAAAUCCAUCAGCAGAGACAGCAGCAAAGAGGAAGGAUCACAUGGCAGCAAGACAGAAGAUAAGAAGACAGAACUGGACUGUCCACCCCUCGGCCUGGAGUCCCUGCGGGUCGAUGACAGCCAGAUCCAAGCGUCUUCCUACCAGCGAGCCGGUCUGGGUCCUCACCGGGGCAGGCUGAAUAUCCAGUCAGGCAUCGAGGACGGGGACCUGCACGAUGGAGCCUGGUGCGCCGAGUACAAGAACCGGGACCAGUGGCUCGAGGUGGACGCCAUCCACCUCACCCUGUUCACCGGAGUCAUCCUGCAGGGCCGAAACUCCAUCUGGAGUUGGGACUGGGUCCACACCUACAAAGUGCAGCUGAGCAAUGACUCUGUGAGCUGGGAAACCUGCAUGAACGGGACAGAAGAAGCAAUCUUUGAAGGAAACCAGAAUCCAGAGACCCCGGUGCUCGCACUCCUCCCUGUUCCCACCGCCGCCCGUUUCAUCCGCAUCAACCCUCAGACCUGGUACUUCAACGGCACCAUCUGCCUCAGGGCGGAGAUACUCGGCUGUCGCGUUGACGAUCCGACUGACAUCUACUCCUCGGAGCGAGAACCAGGAUCAAAGGAUGCUCUGGACUUCAGACACCACGACUACAAAGAGAUGAGAAAGCUCAUGAAGUCUGUGACCGAGGAGUGCCCGGACAUCACCCACGUCUACACCAUCGGGAAGAGCUACAUGGGCCUUAAACUGUAUGUGAUGGUGAUCUCGGAUAACCCCAGCAAACACGAACUAGGUGAGCCCGAGUUUCGCUAUGUGGCGGGCAUGCACGGGAACGAGGCUCUUGGCCGAGAGCUGGUCCUCAACCUCAUGCAGUACUUGUGUAGAGAAUACAAGAAGGGCAACCAACGCAUCGUUCGGCUGGUGACGGAGACGCGAAUCCACCUCCUGCCCUCCAUGAACCCUGAUGGAUAUGAGGAAGCUUAUAAGAAGGGAUCAGAACUGGCCGGCUGGGCUGACGGACGAUACAGCUAUGAAGGUAUCGACCUGAAUCACAACUUUCCAGACCUGAACAACAUCAUGUGGGACGCCCAGGAGACCGCAGCAGAUAAGUCUAAGGUCUCCAACCACUACAUCCCCAUCCCAGAGUACUACACGAAAGAGGACGCCAUGGUCGCACCGGAGACGCGCGCCGUCAUCAGCUGGAUGCAGGACAUCCCCUUCGUGCUCAGCGCGAACCUCCACGGGGGGGAACUGGUGGUCACGUAUCCCUUCGACUGCACCCGUGACUGGGCCCCGCAGGAAGACACCCCCACGGCCGACAACGCUUUCUUCCGCUGGCUGGCCACCGUCUACGCCUCCACAAACCUGGUGAUGGCCAACCCGGACCGGCGCAUCUGCCACUACGAGGACUUCCAGCCGCACAACAACAUCAUCAACGGCGGGGCCUGGCACACCGUCCCCGGCAGCAUGAAUGACUUCAGCUACAUGCACACCAACUGCUUCGAGGUGACGGUGGAGUUGUCCUGUGAUAAGUUCCCUCAUGCCAGCGAGCUUCCCAUCGAGUGGGAGAACAACAAGGAGUCUCUGCUGGUUUACAUGGAGCAGGUUCACAGAGGCAUCAAGGGGGUAGUCAGAGACAAGCUGACCAAACAAGGAAUACCAGACGCUGUAAUCAAGGUGGAGGACCACGACCACGACAUCCGAUCAGCUGCUGACGGGGACUACUGGCGCCUGCUGAACCCGGGCGAGUACAAGGUGGUGGUUUGGGCCGAGGGCUACUUCCCGUCCAUGCGUCGGUGCCACGUUGGGAUGGAGCCACGUCCCACCAUUUGCGACUUCACCCUGACCAAGACGCCCAUCCAGAGGCUGAAGGAGAUCCGGGCCAACGGAGGCAAGAUCCCCCAGGACCUUCAGCUGCGUCUUCGUGCCCUGAGGCUCCGAAAGCUUCGCGCCAGCACCAAGGCCAUCAACCGGCGCAGGGAGAGUCAGCGGGGGCAGCAGGAGCAGCUGCUGCAGGCGAGGAGAGCUCGGUCCUCCGGAGCCCGGAGAGCGUGAGAGGAGGCGAGGAGCUGAAGAAGCGUCAGACAUGAGCCGGAUGAGGCUGAAGGAGUUCAGUUCAAACGGAAGAAACUGACCUUUGGGAACAGCGACAUGUUCUUUAAGUAAUUACUGGGAGGAUGCUAUUAAAGGGUCAGUUCAUCCAAUUUAUAAAAGUGUUUUUUACGUGGUUGCAGUGAUAUCAAAAUUUGUAAGUCAACCAAAGUGGCUUUAAAAUAUAAAAUAAAAAUAAUCAACCAUGAAGUAUUUGGGUGAACUGACCCUUUAAAGCAGAUUAAACCACGACAGUCACACAAGCUCUUACAGAAGUUGACAGGAUACUUAGAAAGCAGGAUUUUUAUACAAAAAACAGACUGAGUCACCUCUGAGAAGUUACACAAAUGUGGGACUUUUUGAAGGAUAACCAACAUCUCCACACGUACGAACAGGCAAUCACUUGACUAGAUUUUAGUUUUGGACAACUGUUUCAUUCUGCAUUAUAGCUGAUGAUGCUGUAGUGUUUGUUGCUUACCCGUAAGAUGACUGGGUUGAGAAUUUAACAGUCAGCUGGUCUGAUAUGUGACAUGUUUUUUUCUAACGCUGUGUGUUUUUGUUUGACAAAAGUCCAAAAGGACCAUAAAAUCACAAAUAAAUAUUACCUAUUUGUAUUAUCUAUAUGGUAACGUCUAAAUCUGAACAAAGGUGAAGAAAAGUAGAACAACAGCCUGCUGUGUUCAGUGGUUCCAACCUGGGGGGUUGAGACCCCUCAAGGGGUCACAAAAUAACAAUGAGGGAUCAUGAUUGAAAAAAUAGGAAAGAAGAAUAAACAAGACAAAGUCUAUUGGCUUUGUGAGCCCGUACUUAGGCAGGUGCUAAUGUUA
Messenger RNA from Chelmon rostratus (copperband butterflyfish), 3215 nucleotides. Its product is annotated as probable carboxypeptidase X1. Lineage: Eukaryota; Metazoa; Chordata; Actinopteri; Chaetodontiformes; Chaetodontidae. Gene Ontology annotation, molecular function: metallocarboxypeptidase activity; zinc ion binding. The record is from RefSeq and is a predicted model, not a curated record. Gene Ontology annotation, biological process: proteolysis.